This is a messenger RNA of Stomoxys calcitrans (stable fly), 5597 nucleotides long. RefSeq names its product serine-rich adhesin for platelets. Gene Ontology annotation, biological process: regulation of DNA-templated transcription. Lineage: Eukaryota; Metazoa; Arthropoda; Insecta; Diptera; Muscidae. Bases 158 to 4351 code for a protein of 1397 amino acids. The record is from RefSeq and is a predicted model, not a curated record. Gene Ontology annotation, cellular component: nucleoplasm. The transcript is spliced from 5 exons.
UCUCGAACGAAGAAGCAGCAAGCAGUGGAUUUUUUCCUAUUUUCUUAAGAUUUCGCUCCAAUUUGCAAGAUUUAACAAAAUAAGAAGGUCUAAAGUAGUAAUUAAAGUGCUUAAAGUGCAAGUUCCUUAAGGGAAACAGACAUUUAAGGCAGUCAAAAUGUGGCCACAAGCAUUGCAAAUGACCAGGGACGAAUGUCGAGGCAUAUUACGGAGACUUGAGCUGGAAUCUUAUUCUCAAGUUAUAAGUGUGUUUCGCGCUCAGGGAGGUCUGAGUGAUGCCAAGGCCAAACUGUUAGAGGAAUUGCGUGGUAUAUUUCACAUAUCUAAUGAGCGCCAUCGUGCAGAAGCCCGACGUGUUGCAAAUGAUGAACAAUUGGCAACGAUAGCAGAAGCUAUAUCUGGACCUAACACCUGGCAAGAAUGGUCACGUGAAGGUAGACGUCCUUACCCUAUGCUGCCGCGUGUGGCGCCUCAUACAGCCUUAGCAUUGAUUGCCAACAAUAUAGCAGAGGAUGCAACUAAUGAGAAUGCUAAACUUCCAUAUCCUGCCGAAACUGGCGAUGCUGUUAAAGAAGAAAAUAACGCUGAAAGAGAAAGAACAAUUGAUUCUUUAGAUCGCAAUAAUUAUGUUGUAACCAGUGAUCCGUUUAAAGUGCCAAAAAUACCUGCAGGCACUAAGAAAAAUCUAAAGCGCAAUAUAAAUGAUCAGAAUCAGGGAGGUGGCACUGGUUCUGGCAAAAAGCGUGCAACAAGCGAAAAUUCUCCUCAAAAGAAUCAUCAAAAUUCGAAUAGGCAACAUUAUCCCCAUAUAACUGCGAACUCACCCCAAAUGAAUAGCGCAUCCACGGCGUCAAGUGGUAGCGAGCAGAAGAAACAGCUACAACAGCAGGUUGCUGCACAGCAACAGAAUAAUCAACACUUGCAAAAACAGCGAUAUUUUCAUCAUCAACAGCAAUUGACGAAGCAGAAGAUGGCUAAAAAGGCUGCAGCAGCUGCAUCUGCCCACAACAAUGCAACAUCAUCAGCUUCGCAUAAGAGACAGGCUACACCUGCUAAAAGCGGUAGGAGGGCGAAUCAAAAGCUACUGAUGGAACAACAGCAAAUGACUCUAAAACAAAUGCAAAUCGCUGAACAACAGGUGCAAACGCAAUCUGUAGCACAUGGGGGUAGUGGGCUACAUAUUGAUCUUACAUCACAGCCGGUGACAAAUUUGACACAACAGCAAAAUGAUUUACAAUUUUUGGCUUACUCGACACAAAAUGUGCCACCACAACAAAUUUUAAUGGAUGAACAAAGUGCCCAUGGAGGUCAAUUGCAUGUGCUGGCCUCAGCCACCAAUCAACAACAACAGUCUUUGCCAACAUCUCUAAUAACUCCUUUAACACCCACGUCCGCAUCGGCUUCCACAAUAUCCCCUCAAAUUGCAGCUUCUAAACGUGAUAUUUCGAAGAAUCUUAACAAAUUACAACAAUUGCAACAGAACCAACAUCAGUCAACCCAUCCCGGCACACCUUCAUUUAUACCCUCGCCCGACAUGCACACUAGUAUAGGCUCAAUUAUCUCUUCUUCGUCGCCUGUGGUUAAAUCUACCGAAAAAUCUCUGAUCUCUACCACUCCAGUGCAAAAGUACAUCGUCGAGGAGCGUCAACCGAGCGUUAAUACCACUCCGGGCUCUAUUGUGAGCCUUCAAAAUCACCCGCUAAGUUCAGGCAAUGCCAAUACAUCUGCUACUCAUGUUAUACAGGUUUCGAAUGCUUCGGGGCAACAGCCACAAAUUAUGUCUUUACCACAAUAUUCGGCAGCAGCUUCAAAACUCCGAGCUGUCAAUACCACCUUAAUAGCUCCAGGUGCUAAAAUUUCUCCCACCACCAACAAAAAGAUCACUACAAUAACAUCACCGCUGUCUCCCAUUAACGCGGGCGCUCUACAUGAACUGGCGAAUGUUGCCAGUACUCAAAGUCAAGUUUUACACAUUGUUGAGACAUCGCAAGGUAACAACAAUCCCACUAACAGUGCUACGUUUACCUCUUCGCUGCACACACCACCGGCGGUUAUACAAAUACAGAAUAACUCGCAAGGUGCCAGUCACGGCAACGUUUCGACAAGCGACAUGUCUUCAUCAGCGUCAUCAACACAGAGUAAAGUUUUAACAGCAACAAUUUUGCCUUUAGUUUUGCCCGGCUCUGGAAAUAACAACCAGAAUUCUGUCGGUAGUUCAAAUAUUAACAAUGCACCUAUUGUAAUUGGAUCAACAUCCAGCACAACUGGAAGUGUCGGCAUAACAUCAAUGGCAACCUCCUUAUCGUCUACAACGACAUCCGGGAGUGCUUCCGUCAUUAAAAGUUUUCCCUCAACUAUGGUUUUGAAUACGAAUACAACCACUUUAACACCAGUAACAGUUACGGGCACUAUUCUCUCCACGCUGGGCGCCGGAGGAACUAUGUUCCGUAAACCGCAAAAUAUUAUUAAAAACUCUCUUGCAUCGGUCACCACCGCAUCCAAAUCAACAACUGUCGUUUCGGCCGCAGCUCAUGUACUCAGCAAUGUGAAACUGACCUCCAAGAGUAUAACAACAUCCACCGCAGGAACAUCCCUAUGCUCAACAAACACAACAUUUAAAAAUAUUUUACCCUCCUCAACUUUAGUAAGAACCAAUAUAAAAAUUUGUCCAUCCCCAAACGGGAAAGUUCUAAUUCAACCCGCUGAUGGACAAAAGAUAAAAUUGAACACAUCCACAUUGCCGCAUAAGCUAAUUUCCACUGCUAAUCCAACAUCAGCAACGGCAACUGCAGUGGGAGGUGUUGGCGGGGGACAGCGCAUUGCAAUACAAAAAGUACAAAUUAUCCCCGCUCCAAUGGGCUCACCUGUCGGUGCUUCAAAUAUCCAAUCAGCAGGAAAUACGAUUAACGCUAAAACCCCUACGUUAGCUGGGAAAAGCAAUGUGGUCUUUAUGUCUUCAUCGGCGGCCUCGAAUGUUAGACCAGUUACACUCUCGAAAACAGGUAACAAUAUACUUCUCAAAUCGACGGCAAAUACCCAGCUUCAGUCCAAUUCAUCGGAUAGUGCGUCAAAAGCGAACAUUGUUGUUUUGGGGCAGUCAAUAUCGGGACAAAACACUCCACUGAAGAUGGCACUUAAUCAAAAACUUGAAUUGAGCAAUUCUUUCAUUAACGAAGAUGCUCCUUUGGAUAUCCUAAACAUGCCCAUUGUCAUGGAUACGGGCGUAGGUGUUUGUCCGUCGGAAACAGUAACAGUAUUACCGGGCAACAUCAUUGAAAGCAAUAAUUGUAAUACAAACACAUCUGCCACUCCCAUUAUAGUUGAACAGAAUCCUCAAACUUCGUCGACGACACCACAAACCGUUAUUUUGGGCGCCACCGAUUGGGAAAUGGAAUUGGAUCAAGCAAUAACAACUGCAGCAAAUAACAGUAGUACGAUGCAGUACCAAAAGUCCACUACCCAUCGACCAAAGAGGACUAUAUCAACUUCUUCAUCCAGUUCAUCUUUAUCAAUGAGUUCUUCGACACCGACUAACAGUAGCAGUAAGCAGAAACGUUUGAACAGUGACUUGGUAUCGAUUGAACUGAAAACGAGUCGCCCAACUUCUACUCAGCAAGCUAAUGCCAGUAACAUCAUUGUUGUUGAUAGCUUCGACGAUGUUAUAGUGGAGGAGCAUGAAGAUGACAUGUCGUCUUCUAACAUUGAACAGAUUUCAAUCAGCUCGGAUGCUGUUGGCGGGCACAGUGAAGGCCAGCCAAAAAUAUUAGACAUGCAAAUAUACCAACAACACGAUGGAAUCGAUGGAAAUAAAUCUCAAAUAGCCAUUGUGGGUAGUCAGCAAUCACAGCAAUUAUUGGAAGAUACGGAAGAUACACAACAGCAAACUCAAUCGACAAUGGUGGAACCUCAACGCCAAGAGCGGCAACGUCCUCAACAGGCAGAAUGUGAAGAUGAUGCUGGAUUUGAUGAAACUAUAGUUUCAGAAAUCGAUGAAAAUACCGCUAUAGAAUAUAUAGAAGAGGAUGGUGUUGUUGUUGCAUCCACUAUCACAUCAAAUUUGACAACAACAACAACGAGUACUACAGUUGCAAUUGCGGAUAGAGAAUCCGCCAGCGAAUCAACAAUUUUAACAAAAGCCCUUACAGGUGGGGUCAAAAUCGCUUCGAAUACAUCCUCAAAUAGCAAUCAUUUGGAGGCAGAAAACACAGCGACUAAACCAACGGCGCCCAUGAGGUCCAGAUCCAGGUCCAGGUCCAUGGAAGAUGAUACAACUGACCAGUCAUCAAUGUCUGCAUCCCAUAAUCAAAACCAACACCAGCAUGAAACAAAGGCCAACAACAGUGGUACAUAGGUUGAACCUUUCAAAUGUUUAGCUAUAACUUUGCUUUAAGAUACACUAAUUGUAAUUUAUUAAGGUUUGUUUUGUUUUCCCUACACUUUUGUUGUCAUAACGAAUAGAAAAAGGAAAGGCUUCAUUGUAUAAUGUAUAACAUUUUACAUUUUACAUCUACAUCUGUAAAUCAUGGAUCACAAAUCGACGAGUAACAAGAAACAUAACGCACAUACAUUCAUACUACAUUUUUAUUAACAUCUGUCAUCAAUCACCACAUUGUUGAAUAUGCACCCCUCUAUCGUAUCUAAUGUGUUGUGUCGAACACUUUCGGCUUGAUUUUAAUUUAGUUUAGGUUUUUUUUAAGAAUUUUUAAACUUUACAAAAGUUUGUAUAUACGUUGUUUAAAUUUUACAAAAUAUUGUAGUUUGAAAUAAUUUUGUUCAUUUUUUAAAUUAAAUUCGAAAGUUAUAUAGUUCUGAAUUUCUAUUCGUUGCUCUGUGCGCUUAUUUGAUAAGUGACAGUGUCAGGAAUGGUCAUUCAUAAAUGUUUUUUUUUUUUUGAGAAAUUUCCUUUUCUUACCCACGCAAAAGAAAUAAGAAAACAUCAACAAUCGCUAUAAAAGAUCAGAAAUGAUUGUGAAAACAAAACAAAAUCGAGAUUAUAGGUUAGUAGAAUAGAAGUUAUUUGCCCUCGAUGUAAGUAUGUAUAGACGAAACCCUAGAUAUACAAACAUAAAAUGGUUUGUAGGAAUUUCUUCUUUAAAAAUGUAGUAGUAAAAUCUUUAGCAUAUAACACUGUUGGUUGGCAUUAUCAUCUCUUAUUAUACACAAAAAAACCCCUAAUAUAAAUUAAAUUUAUAUAAACCAUUUAUUGGAGUUUUUGUUUUCAUUUGAUUUUUAAUAAAUAAAAAGAAAUACUUUGAAGUUUAACAAAGAACCUCUUUUUUUUGUUUGUUAAAAUGCCUUCACACUAUCGUUUUUGAAAUUUUCACGUGAGCUGAACUGUGACAUUAGUUAGUUAUUCAUAAACAUGUUCUUUGAUUUCGUUUUUUGCAAACAGCUGCAAUAUUUCUAAGUUUUCUUUUUCGACGUCGGAGGAUGUGAUGCAUGAUAAAGAAACAAAAACUAUACACCUCACCAUUUAAACAAACGAAAAAUCUGUAUGCAAAGUAUUGUAUAUGUAUGGCCACAAAUGAUAUCCAAUUUGUUUUAUGAAAUUUAAUGUGUAGGUUUUGUUUUUAGCUAAUGAUCAUAAUUAAAAGCAA